GUGGUUUCCUUUUUUGGCAGCCGGUUUUGCUUUUGUUGAGCAUGAAAUCUCUGCCCCCUUAAAAAUCAUCCUUGGAAGAGGGCAUCUUCCCUCUUCCUUUUUAGUUUUUGAGCCACCUCUUCUGAGAGCCUGGGGGGAAAGGGAAAGUUGUAAACAAAUUGCCACCUUAAAUCCGUGGUGCAGGUCUGCCAAGCGGCCGGGUUCAUUGUGUUUACGAGGCUCGCUGAAAUGUGUGGAAUCCGGGGAAGGCGAGCACCCAGACGGGGGCCCGCCGGGGCAGCGGCCAGCGCCGGGAAAACGCCGCCGCCGGGAGCAGCCACAGCCCAGCCAGGACCCCCGCCUGCGCCGGCCUGGGCCCUUCCCCUGUGCACUUGGCUACUUUUUACGUUUAACCAGAUGGGAAGGGAGAGGAGGGAAAGAUCCAUGUGGCUGCCCUCUUCCGAUCACAAAUAUUGUCGGGAAAGCUACUGGCCGGAAAGCGCCGCUGUGGCUGAGAGCGAAGUUUCAGAGACUCUUAUUUAAACUGGGUUGUUACAUUCAAAAAAACUGCGGCAAGUUCUUGGUUGUGGGCCUCCUCAUAUUUGGGGCCUUCGCUGUGGGAUUAAAGGCAGCUAAUCUCGAGACCAACGUGGAGGAGCUGUGGGUGGAAGGUAAGAGACCCAGCGCCCGCCGCGGCGCCCUCUCGUCCCCCAGCCCGGGCCCCUUUCCCUUCCUCCUUCCAACUGAUAAAGAUAUUUGCCAGCAUACACCUAGAGCCUUUCUGUGGCGAGCGAGAACCCCCUGCCCGCACCAGGGGGAAUUGUUUAUUGUUUGGGCGCCUGGCCGGGAGCCAGGCCCGCCCGACAAAGGCCGCGCUGUAAUCUACUCGGGGCGCUGCGCUUUGCUAGGUGUUGUGGGAGAGAGUGGCGAGGGCGGGCCGGCGGGGGCGCGGGGCCCCUCCGCGGGACGGACCACUCC
Molecule: messenger RNA, 957 nt
Organism: Ailuropoda melanoleuca (giant panda)
Lineage: Eukaryota; Metazoa; Chordata; Mammalia; Carnivora; Ursidae
Exons: 2
Biological process (GO): negative regulation of smoothened signaling pathway
Cellular component (GO): plasma membrane
Molecular function (GO): hedgehog family protein binding; smoothened binding; hedgehog receptor activity
Source: RefSeq, a predicted model, not a curated record